Drosophila busckii is the source of this 8034-nucleotide messenger RNA. RefSeq names its product mitogen-activated protein kinase-binding protein 1 (gene Wdr62). Gene Ontology annotation, biological process: mitotic spindle organization; regulation of mitotic cell cycle. Gene Ontology annotation, cellular component: mitotic spindle. The record is from RefSeq and is a predicted model, not a curated record. Gene Ontology annotation, molecular function: protein binding. The transcript is spliced from 18 exons. NCBI's taxonomy places the organism in Eukaryota, Metazoa, Arthropoda, Insecta, Diptera, Drosophilidae. The coding region runs from base 79 to 7287 and encodes 2402 amino acids.
ACUAAAACAACAAAAGAUAAACAAGUGAAAUUAAGUGUAUUGUUUAAACAAAUCAACAACAACAAGCAACGGGGCAACAUGCGGCAUUUAAUCAUGACCCCAACAUCGUUGUCGAUGUCAACGCCAACGCUCUCAUCGCUGCAUCAUCAGCGCAUGAUGUCGCAGUCACAGUUGACGCUCAACUCGCAGUCUCAGUCGCAGUCACCAUCUCCGCUAACGCCGCAGUCGGCGUCGCCUUCGUUUUUUGGCAUCAACGGCUCGCCCAAGUUCCCAGCCAACUACGAGCGCAGCGAUAAAAUAAAACUCAAACGAGUCUUGGGCCUCACUGUGUGCAGCAAUGCGGCGCUGGAUGUCUCCCCAGUCAGCGGCCUAUUGGCCUAUCCAGCUGGCUGCACAGUGGUGUUGUUCAAUGCGCGGCGUCAUACACAGGCCUAUUUGGUGAACACAUCCCGCAAAGCAUUUACUUCGGUUGCCUUUUCGCGCUGCGGCCGCUACGUGGCCACCGGCGAGUGCGGCAUCAAUCCCGCCAUUAAAGUCUGGGAACUGGAGACGCCCAACGGCAAUUUGGAGCACUGCAGCGGCGGCAAUGUAGUCGCCGAGUUUGUGGAUCACAAAAAUGCCGUCACCUGUGUGGCCUUCUCGCCCACGGGCAAGUACCUGGUGUCCGUUGGCUCACAGCACGAUAUGAUUGUGAAUGUGUUCGACUGGCGCGCCAAUCUGAAGAUGGCCAGCAACAAGAUUAGCUCCAGAGUGGCCGCCGUCUGCUUUGCCGAGGACGGCAGCUAUUUUGUCACCGUGGGCAAUCGACACGUCAAGUACUGGUACCUGGAGGGUGGACGCAAGUACAAGGAUCCCAUACCGCUGAUGGGACGCAGUGCCAUUCUGGGGGAUCUGCGUGACAAUGACUUUUGUGCGGUGGCCUGUGGCAAGGGCAUCUGCUCGGAGAGCACGUACGCCAUCACACGUCAGGGGCAUCUGGUGGAGUUUAGCUCGCGCCGGCUGCUGGACAAGUGGGUGCAGUGCCGCACGAACAAUGCCAACUGUAUUUGCGUGAACGAGCGCUUCAUACUGGUGGGCUGUGCCGAGUCCAUUAUACGCAUCUUCAAUGCGGCCACGCUGGAGUAUGUGACGACGCUGCCGCGCACGCAUUACCUGGGCGUGGAUGUGGCCCAGGGCAUACAGAUCAAUCACAUAAUGUCUGUGCCGCAGCAGGCCAAGUUCCCGGACUGCAUUGCCAUGGUGUUCGACGAGCAGCGCUCGAAGGUGAGCUGCGUCUACAACGAUCACUCGCUGUACAUUUGGGAUGUGCGCGAUUUGUCGCGCGUGGGCAAGUCCCACUCGUUUCUGUAUCACUCCACGUGCAUUUGGGGCGUGGAGACUGUGCCAUAUAAUCUGGAGCGCGAGCCCUCGCAGACGCUGCCAGAGGAUUGCUUUGUCACCUGCUCCUCGGACGACACCAUACGCGUCUGGGGACUGGACGGUUGUGCCAACAAUGAUAUCUACCGCAAGAAUAUCUACUCCAAGGAGCUGCUCAAGAUCAUCUACAGCGACAACGAGCUGCUGUUCAUCAAGGACCAGGGCUCGCUCUUCGACAAGACGGGCGGCAACUCCAGCUACGAUGGUCGCAACGGCGUGCGCUGCAUCAAGAUCAGUCCCGAGCUGCAGCAUUUGGCCAGCGGCGAUCGCUGCGGCAACAUUCGCGUCUACAAUCUGCAAACCCUCAAGCUCAUCACCGCCAUCGAGGCGCACGACACCGAGGUGCUCUGCCUGGAGUACUCCAACGACAAGAUCGAGCGCAAGCUGCUGGCCAGCGCCAGUCGGGAUCGCCUCAUUCACGUCUUCGAUGUAGCGCAGAACUAUUUGCUGCUCCAGACGCUGGACGAUCAUAGCGCGGCCAUUACCUCCAUCAAGUUUGUGGGCGCUGGCCUCAAUUUCCAAAUGAUCAGCUGUGGCGUGGACAAGUCCAUCAUGUUCCGCAGCUUUCAGGGCAACAUUUUCAUGCGCGGCGCCAACACCUCGGGCAAGACGACGCUCUAUGACAUGGAGGUGGACUCGAAUUCGAAGCACAUACUGACCGCCUGCCAGGAUCGCAAUGUGCGCGUCUAUGGCACACAGAACGCCAAGCAGACCAAGACCUUCAAGGGCUCGCACUCGGACGAGGGCAGCGUCAUCAAGCUGAGCCUCGAUCCCAGCGGCAUCUAUGUGGCCACCUCCUGCACGGACAAGACGCUCGCUGUCUACGAUUAUUACUCCAGCGAGUGCAUGGCGCGCAUGUAUGGACACAGCGAGCUGGUCACCGGGCUCAAGUUCACCAACGACUGUCGCCAUCUCAUCUCGGCCAGCGGCGAUGGCUGCAUCUUCAUUUGGCAGGUGCCCCACGACAUGAUUGUGACCAUGCAGGCGCGCAUGUCGCAGCAGCGUCUGCGCUCCGGACACCCGCCGCUGCAGCGCCCUCUAGCGCCCAUUUCGCCACCAGGCGUAGAGUCACCCACCAGCGAUGUGGAGCAUCAGCAGCAGGCGCCCAAGUUUGUUGUGGCCAGCGAGGAGCAGGCGCUGCCCAAUCGCAAUGCCUACAGGCUGUCCGAUGUGGGUCAGCUGCCGCAAUGGGCCAUGCGCAAGGCGGCGGCGGAAGCGGACAGCGGUGCCUUGUCCAUACCCACGCCCGCCAGCGCCGGCGGCAACGGCUCAACUGCAGCAAUGCACGCCGCCAGCUCCAUGGGCAAUCUUAGCUCCUCGCCAAGUCAGCAGCUGGGCGUGGCAGCGCCACGUGCGCGUGGCCGCUGGGCUCAACGCAGCAGUCAGCUGGACGCCGACGAUCUGCGCUCCAACUCUGAGAGUCCGCUAGGCACAGUCUCCUCCGUGGGCGGACACAGCGCCGGCACUGUGCAAACCUCCGACUACAAUAGCGCCUCCUCCAAGGACAUUAUGUACAAUCAAACAUAUCUGAGCGAAGACUCCUCCAUCGACUCGGGCAUGGAGACGCGGCGCGAGCUCAAGUUCAUUGGCAGCAACAACAACGGCACCAUGCCCAGCGUUCCCUCAGCAGUGGCCACCAGCAAUGGUGGCCUGGCGCCCAACUCGGCCCAGCAGCGUCUGCUGCCGGACAAGCGUAAGCCCGGACUGCGCUUCGACACGCACACGCACGAUCACGACGGCGAUGUGGAGGACAUUAGCGAUGGCGAGCGCACCAGCUCCGACCACGGCAUGUUCUACAACAAUCUGGCGCCCAGCACGCCCACAGACUUUAAGGUGACCGCCAUGAAUGAGGACGAGCUGCGCAAGUCGGUGCGCCGGCAAAAGUUUGAGAAAUCCGGACUGCAGCUGAGCACAGCGGGCGGCAAUGGCAGCUCCCACACGGCCAGCACGGGCACUGGGACUGGCACAUCGGAUACCGAGGAUGAGGGCUCCACGCCCAGUGCCGAGAAUGCGGAACGUUCGCUGGCCUCCACAUUGGGUGGCAGCAACGAGAAUUUGCCGCAAAGCAGCGGCAACAGCUUCUUGCAGGCUGCACUGCCCGAGGGGCCGGGACUGCUGCUGGAGCGUGGCACAAGCAGUCGUCGCAGCAUCAGUGCCAAGCAUAAUACGGAGAAUGGCAAGGGCAUUGCGGUGGCGCCACCAACGAUUACCAAGUCAUAUACCAGCACCAAGAAGGAGGAGUUGCUGCAGGUCAUCAACAAGGUCAAGCAGCAGCUGGAGAAUGGCACGCGUAAAAAUGGUGUCAAAAAAUUAAAUGCCAUAGCCGAGGUGGGUCAUCGACCGCUGCGUGGCAGUCAUAGCAUAUCGGAUCUAAGUCUGGCAGCAAAUCUGGAUGGUGCACGCCAAGCUGGCGGUCCGGGACGCUAUACAAAGCCAGUUGCCUCCCAUAUAACUCCACAGUAUAUUAGCGCUCCCACAACAACAGCAACAAUCCCAAAGCAGCAACCACAACAACAACAACAGCAGCAGCAACAGGUUUAUAACAACGCUACGCAAUAUUUUAACUGCGCCGCGCCCAAGUCCAAGUUGCAACAAAACUUUCAAACUAUGCGUCAAGUGCAGCAGCAUUAUCCGCCGUAUCCGCAUCACGUGGGCGUGCAUCAAAUUCAUCCGCCGCCAGGAGUGCCCUUUGCACAUGCCAAUGCCAGCUGCGCCGCAGGAUCCAGAACGUAUGGCUCACAGACUGCGCCACGCUUGGGCGCCAAGCGCAAUCCGGCGGGCAACAAUCGCCGCACGCCCAGCAUAUUGAAGCACUACAAAUCCUGUCCAGUCUCGCCCGUGCAUGAGGAGGUCGAGUGGUCAGCCGAGGCGGAGCGUGGCGUGGUGGCCGUGGAGCCCAAGCGGCAUUCCGUCUAUGCGGAUGAUGCACGCACCAUACUGGACAUGAUACAUGCGGAUACGGAGAAGAUGAUUGAUGAGAUAACACGCAAGUAUGGCGAUCUGGAUGAGCUGCCUGCGGCCAGUGCGCUGCCCGCCUCCUGCUCCAUGCCCGCCAAUCUGCGUGGCUUGGGCAGCACGGGUGAGUCCACGCCGACGGCAACGCCGCCACGUGGCCGCACCCAGUACUAUGUCUAUCGGGAGUUCUAUCAGUGCGAGCGCAAGGUCUCCUUGUCGGAUAUACUGCAGCCGGAGCAGUUUGCUGCCAGCCAGCAGCGUCUGGAGGAGGCGCGCUUCCUAGAGACCCAGCGCCACUCCAGCGCCAGCUUCUUCUUGAGCAGCGCCGGCCAGUUGCCGCACGAGCUCAGCCAGGAGUCGCUGCUCUCAGACGGCGGCAGCUACUGCAACAGCCUGGAGAGCGUCCUCUCCGACGAAAGCGACUGCAAGAGCGCUCCACUGGAGCAGCCAAUCCACACGCUGCGGCAUGCGGGCAUACGCAACUUUAUCAUACACGGACCCGUGUCCAAGUCCUACGGCAACAGUCCCAAUGCCUAUGGCGGCUUCGACUAUUACAUGCGCCAGGCGGCGGCCUCCAGCGCCAACUACGACAGCUUCGAUGUCACCGGCUACAAUCUGGAGCCGCUCAAGCCCAGCGCGCUGCCCAGCUCCAAAACAUAUCCGCGCCUAGCAGCAGCAGCAGCGCCGCCGCCGGCUGCAGCGACGCACGCCUCGGAUCACAUUCCCACGCUGCGCAGCAAGAACAAGCAGUACAACUCCGGCGUAAACAAAAGUCUCAGCAGCGACUUUGCCCAGCAGCGUCAGCAGCGCAACUCGAAUCCGCUGGCGCAGGGUCAGCAGCGCGAAUUGUUUGUGCGCAAGCCGCUGCAGCCCAAGCCGCCUGUGCCUGCCAAGCCGCACAAUCUGGUGUCCACCCUGAGCUGCAGCGUCGAGAAGCAGCAGCAGCGCCAGAAGCAAUCCCGCACCGCCAGCGUCGUGCAGCAGUUCGAGCAUAAUCUGCUGAAGUUCGAGCACGAGAAGCAGCGCGCGCAGCAGCAGCGCCCUCUGGCGGCCAUGCGCAACUCGGUAAGUAGCGGCGCCUUGGCCACCACCCAGAGCUGCUUGAAGAAAGUCUCGCGCUUCGACACGAGCGAGAGCAGCCGACGCGCCACCAGCGUGCGCCAGAAGACGCGCCCCAAGAUCAGCGUGCGCUUCAACACAGUCUCGCAGAUCAAGUAUACGCCCAGUGCUAAGCGGCAGCGCGACAUCAACAGCAAUGCGCAGGCGCAGGCGCAGGAGGAGGUGGAGCAGCAACAGCAGCUGGAGCUGGGCGAGCAGCUGCUGGUGGGCAGUCUGCCCAGCGACUAUGGCGGCGAGCGCAGCUUUGAAAUGUAUUUCCAAGAGAACGGCAAUGCGCCCGAGAAUCUCGAGCACAUGCAGAGCUACACCAAGCCGGGCAUGCAGUCCGUGGUGGAUGAGAUACAACAGGCGCGCGUGAAGCAUCAGAAGAACCUCGACAAUGUGGAGCGCUCGGGCAACUCGACGAGUCAUCAAUGCCAGAGCAUUGCCAAGAAGAUCGACAUCAUUGAGAAGCUCAUCGACAUGGAGGAGCGCAAAAUGGAGCAAAUACGUUUGGCCACCGAGACGCGUCUGCGUCCCUUUGCCUGCAACUCCAAGCAAAAGGGCUAUGUGAAGAGUCUGACCAUGAACUUUGACAUGCUCGCCAAGGCGCAGCACCAAGAGGAGCAGCAACAGCAGCAGCUGGAGCAGCAGCUGAACGCCAAUGAGGCGGAACUCUGCGCCUAUGCGCGUCACAUACGUCGCAAUUGCAGUUUGCCCGAUGUGCUUGAGAGCGCCGACUUUGCCUUUGGCCAGGAGGUGGAGCUGGCCAAGGAGGUCAUAGCGGAUGAUGAUAAGCAGCAGCAGCAGCAGCAAAUGGCUGCCAGCAAGAGCGCGCCAAACGCUGCAGCGGAGUCCAGUCAAGGUUUGAGGAUAAGCACGCCUCGUAAUCCCAAAACGCUCAAUCCCAUGCCCAUUGAGGAGUCCUCCAUACGACGCGCCUGCUCGCUGAGCGACCUACACAUGGGCAACUUUGGCAAGCCCAGCAAAACAAACGGCACACCACAGAAGCCCAUGGCGCAGCAUCGCAAUGGCAACGUCUCCCGCUCCGCCAGCAAGCGCAACAGUCUGCAGGGAAAGUCCGGGUUGGGCGCCUCCAGCAAUUCAAUGAAUGUGCUCAAUCAGGGCAGCGAUUCGGAGCCGGAGGACAGCAAUCGCAUGCGCAGCAUGAGCAAUGGACAGAGUCGUACUAAUGGACCCAUCGCUGCCAAUCGUCAGUACAACAACAAGCUCAACAAUGUCAACAGCAAUCGUCGCAAGGCGCCCAACUUUGGCACUGGCACCGCGCUGCAAGACGAUUCCAGCUCUGAGGAGACACCAAACAAUGCAGUGAACAACAAGCCUGUGGUGCCACCCAGACCACGUAAUCUGGGCUUCGAUCACAAGGUCAAACUGAUGGGCAACAGUCCCAGUAGUGGCACAGGCCCAAGCAGCGAGGCUGGCGCUGCAGAGGAUUACGAAACAACGGAUCCUGAGGCACAGGUGCAUAAUGUAAUCAACAAGCUUUAUACAACAACACAGACAGCAAUGCAACUGCAUGCGAAUCUGAAGAACUCGCUGCUGCUGAAGGAGCUGGAGAACGCUGUGAUUAUGUCGCGCAACAUGCUGGGCAGCAUUACCCAUCGACAAAACGAGAAAACACUCGGCGCCAAUGGCAGCGUUGGGGCUGGCGGACUUCAGCAGCAGGAGCAGCUGUCGGCAGCGACGACAGCGAAUCUUGAUAAUGGCGGCUAUAUGACGAUGGUCAACAAUUGUGCCGAUCUAUUGAGCAAUUUACGCACCAAGCACAAACCCGAUGACUGUGAGAAUAACUCCUAGACUUACUUUAGGCUAACGACAAAUGGCAACUAAAUUUUUUGGGGGACAAAGCAAACUAACUAAUAUUUAUUAAACAAAUGGCGCCUGGUAAACCACUGAGAAAGCAGCACAGACACAUACACACACACACACACAACACAAAAAGAAAACAUCAACUAAUUUGUAAUUAAUUAAUGCAUUAACAUUUCUAGUUUACGUUUAUAUAGACUAAUUAUUAUUAUUAGCUCCUAAGUUUGUAAGUACGUACUGUAUGUGUUUUUUUUUGGCCUUCACAUUUGUUUAUUGUAAACUUCAAGUGUGUUACGUUUUGAUAAGCAAUUUUGUAUGUGUUAAGUGUUAUUUGAGUUUAAGAAUGUGUGAUGACGAGCCAAGUAGAGCUCAUUGUGGUCUUCCACAAUGUUAGCCAGUUGUAAAGUGCGCUUUCUUCCAUUUUCUGCUUUAUAUUUUUUGUUUUUUUAUACAUAUAUAUUUAUGUAUUGUGAACAAGAAUUUGCAUCAAAGUUACAUAUUCCAAAAUUCCAAUUGUAUUGUAUACAAGUAUAUUUAUUCAAGCUCUUAUAUAUGAUUCGUGUUAACCAAGUGCUUAAGAAGUGUUUAGCAUAUGAAACGACUUUUUCCAGACUAUAUGGCAAUAUGAAAUUUCCAAUGACAACGUUCUGUAAUUUAGUAGUUAAAUAUUCGAUUGUAUUUACAAGCUAUACCUAAAAUUUAUUACACUUAAAAAAUUUGUUUAAAAACUAACAUGUA